AUGUCCGAAUUUAACAUCCUUACGCCCAAUGCGAUGCUCGGCUACGGCUACAACGUCGAGCAUUUCUGGUACGGCAUUCAAAAGUUCCAGCCCGCAGCCAUCAUCGUAGAUAGUGGCUCGACAGAUGGCGGGCCGUACAAGCUUGGCAUGAACAAGAUGACCAGAUGA
Fusarium sp. VM40 is the source of this 168-nucleotide messenger RNA. The record is from the annotation of a GenBank genome assembly. NCBI's taxonomy places the organism in Eukaryota, Fungi, Ascomycota, Sordariomycetes, Hypocreales, Nectriaceae.